Messenger RNA from Medioppia subpectinata, 793 nucleotides. The record is from the annotation of a GenBank genome assembly. NCBI's taxonomy places the organism in Eukaryota, Metazoa, Arthropoda, Arachnida, Sarcoptiformes, Oppiidae.
GUGUGGCCCAAUUUGGGACAACAAUGACGUUAAGUUGUGGCUCAAGCGCCACUCUAGAGGCCGUGUCCGCCGCUGAACCACAGCUUAACAAAUGGUAUCAAUUAUUUGUAUACCAGAACCGAGAGGUGACACUAGACAUGGCUCGUCGGGCACAGGCAGCCGGCUAUAGCGCACUCGUACUUACCGUAGACUUUCCCGCAAUUGGUUUACGGUAUCAUAACAUUAAAAACAAUUACCAUCCGUCUGGCGAAGACCAGGCCAAUUACUGGCCCUAUGGCACCGAUACGGCUAUAGCAAAUAAUGCCACCUGGGCUGACAUUACUUGGCUCAAGAGUCAGGUGCGCAUACCGUUGGUUAUUAAGGGUAUACUGACGGCAGAGGACGCACGGCUGGCGGUGGACAGUGGGGCCGACGCUAUACUGGUGUCCAAUCACGGCGGCCGGCAGUUGGACGACGCGCCGGCCACUUUAGAGGCGUUGCCUGAGAUCGUGGCAGAGGUGGGCCGCGAGUGUGAGGUCUAUCUGGACGGCGGUGUCCGCAGCGGUACCGAUGUGUUCAAAGCCCUGGCAUUGGGCGCGCGGGCGGUGUUUGUGGGCCGACCCGUGUGUUGGGGUCUCGUCCAUAGUGGUUCAGAGGGAGUGAAGAGUGUAUUAGAGAUUUUAUAUACAGAAUUGGAUAACAUUAUGACAAUCACUGGCUGUUCGACCGUCGCAUCCAUUACUCCAUCACAUGUUAGAUGUGUUGACGAUUACACACAGGCUUUGCAUGCAUUUAAUGAAAAAUAAAUUUAGUU